UAUGGUUGAGUGAGGGCUCUGGGGUUAGUUCCUGUUAGGCCCGGGCCGGGGGAGUAGGUGGAAGUCUCCUAAGAUGCCCGGUGGGCUAGGGCACUGGGAAGCCUGAAGGGAGCGCGAGGACGCCGCGAGGGGAGCCCCACGGCAGGCCUGAAGAAGAGCGGCGACCGAGCCCGCCUUCCCUGCACCAUGCUCAUAGAGGAUGUGGAUGCCCUCAAGUCCUGGCUGGCCAAGUUACUGGAGCCGAUAUGUGAUGCAGACCCUUCAGCUUUAGCUAACUAUGUUGUAGCCCUGGUCAAGAAGGACAAACCUGAGAAAGAAUUGAAAGCUUUUUGUGCUGAUCAGCUUGAUGUCUUUUUACAAAAAGAAACUUCAGGUUUUGUGGAUAAACUAUUUGAAAGUCUCUAUACUAAGAAUUACCUUCCACCUUUGGAACCAGUUAAGCCUGAUCCAAAACCACUAGUCCAAGAAAAAGAAGACAUUAAAGAAGAGGUAUUUCAGGAGCCAGCAGAAGAAGAAAGAGAUGGCAGAAAAAAGAAAUACCCUAGUCCUCAGAAGACUCGUUCAGAAUCUAGUGAACGAAGGACACGUGAGAAGAAGAGAGAAGAUGGCAAGUGGCGAGACUAUGACCGGUACUAUGAGCGGAACGAGCUGUACCGUGAGAAAUAUGACUGGAGAAGAGGCAGGAGUAAGAGCCGCAGUAAAAGCCGAGGCCUCAGUCGAAGUAGAAGCCGAAGUAGGGGGCGCAGCAAAGACCGGGAUCCCAACAGGAAUGUUGAGCACAGGGAAAGAUCAAAAUUUAAGAGUGAAAGGAAUGAUUUGGAGAGUUCCUAUGUGCCUGUGUCUGCACCACCUCCAAACUCUUCGGAGCAGUAUUCCUCUGGGGCUCAGUCUAUUCCCAGCACCGUGACUGUGAUUGCACCUGCUCACCAUUCUGAAAACACCACAGAGAGUUGGUCUAAUUAUUAUAACAAUCACAGCUCUUCCAAUUCUUUUGGUCGAAACCCACCACCAAAGCGGCGAUGCAGAGAUUAUGAUGAAAGAGGAUUUUGUGUACUUGGUGACCUUUGUCAGUUUGAUCAUGGCAAUGAUCCUCUAGUUGUUGAUGAAGUUGCUCUGCCAAGUAUGAUUCCUUUCCCACCCCCUCCUCCUGGUCUUCCUCCUCCACCACCUCCUGGAAUGUUAAUGCCUCCAAUGCCAGGCCCUGGGCCUGGCCCUGGCCCAGGUCCAGGCCCGGGUCCUGGUCAUAGUAUGAGACUUCCUGUUCCCCAAGGACAUGGUCAACCUCCACCUUCUGUUGUGCUUCCCAUACCAAGACCACCAAUAUCACAGUCAAGCUUGAUAAACAGUCGUGACCAGCCUGGGACAAGUGCAGUGCCCAAUCUUGCACCAGUGGGAGCAAGACUACCUCCUCCUUUACCCCAGAACCUCCUUUAUACAGUAUCAGAACGACAGCCCAUGUACUCUCGUGAACAUGGUGCUGCUGCAUCUGAGCGACUUCAGUUGGGGACACCGCCUCCUCUGUUGGCAGCUCGUUUGGUGCCACCUCGAAACCUCAUGGGAUCCUCCAUUGGGUAUCAUACCUCAGUGUCCAGCCCCACCCCUCUGGUCCCAGAUACGUAUGAACCAGAUGGCUAUAACCCAGAAGCACCUAGUAUUACCAGUUCUGGUAGAUCACAGUACAGACAGUUCUUUUCAAGAACACAGACACAGAGACCCAACCUGAUUGGCCUAACAUCUGGAGAUAUGGAUGCAAAUCCAAGAGCUGCUAAUAUUGUCAUCCAGACCGAACCACCAGUUCCUGUUUCAAUUAAUAGCAACAUAACCAGAGUUGUUCUUGAACCAGAUAGCCGAAAAAGAGCUGUGAGUGGUUUGGAAGGGCCACUCACAAAGAAACCUUGGCUGGGAAAGCAAGGGAAUAAUAAUCAGAGCAAACCAGGAUUCUUGCGAAAGAAUCAGUAUACAAACACCAAAUUAGAAGUCAAGAAAAUCCCUCAGGAAUUGAACAAUAUUACCAAGCUCAAUGAACAUUUUAGCAAAUUUGGAACUAUUGUUAAUAUCCAGGUUGCUUUUAAGGGUGAUCCAGAAGCAGCUCUCAUUCAGUACCUCACCAAUGAGGAAGCCAGGAAAGCCAUCUCUAGCACAGAAGCUGUUCUAAACAACCGAUUCAUCCGAGUCCUGUGGCACAGAGAAAACAAUGAGCAGCCAGCCCUGCAGUCCCCAGCACAGCUGCUUCUGCAGCAGCAGCAGACACUGAGUCACCUCUCACAGCAGCACCAUCAUUUGCCACAGCAUCUCCAUCCUCAGCAGGCACUGGUGGGCCAGGCUCCUGCCUCCUCGGUGCGUGGUGGUAUCCAGAAGAUAAUGAACAAACCACAGACAUCAGGUGCAUAUGUUCUUAACAAAGUUCCUGUCAAACAUCGCCUUGGACAUGCAAGCACUAACCAGAGUGAUGCAUCACACUUGUUGAAUCAGUCUGGUGGUGCUGGGGAGGAUUGCCAGAUAUUUUCACCUCCAGGCCAUCCAAAAGCAACUUAUAGUUCGUCAAACUUAAAGAGCUCUUCUAAAGUCUGUUCAGGAUCUAAAUCUCAUGAUGUCCAAGAGGUUCUUAAGAAAAAACAGGAAGCAAUGAAGCUACAACAAGAUAUGAGGAAAAAGAGGCAAGAAGUAUUAGAAAAACAGAUUGAAUGCCAAAAGAUGCUGAUAUCGAAGCUAGAAAAAAACAAAAACAUGAAACCAGAGGAAAGAGCAAAUAUAAUGAAGACUUUAAAAGAGCUUGGAGAAAAAAUCUCACAAUUAAAAGAUGAGUUAAAAACAUCUUCUACAGUCUCCACACCAUCCAAAGUGAAGACAAAAACAGAGGCUCAGAAAGAGUUACUAGACACUGAACUGGACCUCCACAAGAGGCUAUCCUCAGGAGAAGACACAACAGAGUUACGGAAAAAACUCAGUCAGUUGCAGGUUGAGGCUGCACGAUUAGGUAUUUUACCUGUGGGUCGAGGCAAGACCAUGUCCUGUCAAGGCCGAGGCCGAGGCCGAGGCCGCGGAGGAAGAGGGAGAGGAUCUCUGAAUCACAUGGUGGUUGACCACCGCCCCAAAGCGCUCACUGUGCGAGAGUUCAUAGAGGAGGAAAAAGAUGAAUUACUUCAGCAUUUCUCAGCUGCGAACCAAGGUUCAAAAUUCAAAGACCGUCGGCUACAAAUAUCAUGGCACAAACCCAAGGUACCAUCUAUAUCCACUGAGACAGAAGAAGAAGAAGUCAAGGAGGAGGAACCAGAGACCUCUGAGCUGUUCCUGCACGAUGAUGAUGAUGAAGACGAAGAUGAGUACGAGCCACGCUCCUGGCGGAGAUGAGUCUGGCACCAGCUAUGUGACUGUUAGGAAUGCUGUGUAGAAGAACGACUUUUAAAAUUAUUUAAAGAAGUCAAUGAGCCAAAAAUUUUUUUUAUUUUUCUUUUCAACACAAUAGUUUCAAGGACAGCAAGUUUGCUGUGUAAACACAUCUCAUAAUUAAUUAUACAUGAUAUUAAAGCACCAAAGGCCUAGUGACUUUUUAACAGUUACAAGAUCCAUAGGAGGAAUGACAUGGAUACUUUCUAGAGCCUUAUUUUCCACACCACCUGUUUUUGUUGCUCUUGGUGUUGGAUUAUGAUGUAAAUGACAGGGUGUUUAGAAAUUUUAUUUUAGAUUAUAAUCUGCUGAUAAUUCAUUAAAUGAUAAAGUCACCUGGAAUCUCUUAGCUAUUAUGGACGAGUCAUCAGAUAGUAGGAGGUAUUUGUAAUUAAAAUACCUUUUUGCUUUCAAGAAUUAUCUUGGAAGAAAAGUAAAUUUUAAUUAUUUUUUUUUGUUUUACUCUGGAGGAGCCUAAUUUGUAUUCAAUCUCAGUUUUUUUUUUUUUUUUUCUUCAGGGUUUUUAUGUGUAGUGAAAAAUCACAACAAACUCUAUUCUUAAAUAAGGCAAUGGUAGCUCACUCUGGCAUUUCCAUCCUCUUGUAUUCCUAGACUUUCUUGCCGCUCAGUUUUGCUUUACUACUAAGUCACUAUUUGUUCAGUGAGUCUUAUUUUUUUAAACCUGAGAAUAUAAAAGGCUUUCACCUGUUGCCCCUUUGCCAUCCCUCCUUUUGUUAAUAGGCCUGUAACUUACCUAUUACCAAGAUAAGUAAACAGUUGACCAUCAAAAUUCAGUCUCCAAUAAAGGUUUAAACCAGCAUACUGAUAAGUGUUUUGAUAAGAAUAAAGGAAGGAUUUUGGGGGAGAGAAAGUCACCAGCUUUUUAUUUCUUUCUCUUUUAAACUUCAAUUUUCAGUAAUUCAGAAAAAGAAAGAAAAAGUAUCUGAAUUUCUUUUUCUAAAUUUAAACCAUAAUGAUGAGGUGACUUGGGGGUACAGUAGGGGUGGAGUAGGAGGCUGGGGGAGUUAGAAUAAAUGAGAGUCAUAACUUGACUUUGAUUGGAUGACCCUAUAUUUUCACAAUCUUGUAGCUUGUGGCUAUCCUUGAACACAUGCGUCCUUCAGUAGACAGUUUCCUUUACUGUGUGCAUUUUUACUGUACACUGUAUAGAGUAUCUGUUAAGUAAAAUAUAUAUGUAAAUUUAUGUCCUUGUGCUCUGAAUGUUAGAUGGAAAAGCAGAGGAGCAACACUACAUUGUACUGAUCCCUGGGAAAAUAAAAUGAUUAAUGUACAUAGAAUGUUACUUUUUCAAGGAUACACACAUCUGUGUUUUUAUAUGUGUGUGGCGUGAAAUUUUGAAAUUUCCUAUUGGCUUCAGAAAGUUCUUGGUUACCGCUGUAUCAAGGAUUUUAUUUCCUGAGGUAAUGACUAUUUGUCAGAAUAGAAAUUAUUCAGUAAGAAGCUUAAAACCAUCAGGACUCUAGAUUUACUUAGCUAUAGGAAGUAAAAAUCCCAUAUUCUGAUCAUCUUUUCCCUUCUACAUAUUUUCCUGGAACAAAGUAUCAAAACCAGGGUCAUUUUUGCAUUCAUGUAAUUUUCUCUUCAUAAUAAUAACUUCUUCUUUCUAGGUUAUUAUUACAUUAGUGAAAACACUGAAGUGAAAUAAGCUCACAAGAGAGGGAAACAUUAGAAUGGGGAACCUAGAAUACGUGAUCUUGCUCCUUACUCCUCCGUCAUCUUUAAUGAAAUUUUCUUAAUGUCUGUGGCUCAGUCAGUAUAUAUUUUGAAAGAUUCAUUGUGGUGAAUAUUUUGAGUCCUGACAGUUUAAACAUGAUAGAGGGAACAAAGGAUUUAUAUAUUUUUUGUACAAAGUUUUUUCUUAAAUUGUAUAAUUUUGUAAAUAAUUUGUUUGGUUUUUUUCUUUUGUGUACUAAAACUACCAGCGUAUAGAUUUCAAUAAGAAUUGUUGUAUUUUUGUAUUUGGAAACUGAAAAUUACAGUAAAUUAAUGGAGCUGUAAGAAAAUUUUCAGUAGACUUGACAGUUUGACAGAAUGAGAUUCCUUUUCAUAUGAUUUUUUAACCUCAAAUUUGACAUCUUACUACACUUGCUAUAGGGAGAAUUGAGGUUUCUGUGACGUUUUCAUUAUUGAGGGCAGGAAUGAAAGACAAAGGUGCUAUGGUGAGGAACAGAAAGUUUUCUUUUUUUUACAAUUAUUAAGCUUUGAAGUAUAUUGGGUAAAACUUGGUUUUUAGUAUGCUUUAAAUAGAAAUAAAAUACUUUUAAAAUGUCCUUUGUAAGAAUUCUAAUGUAUGGUUCUCAAAAAUGAAUUAAAAAUAUGGAUUAAUUAUAAAACCUGAAGUUAGUAUGAAAUAGGUAUAUAUUCAUAUCCCCCCACUUUGAGAUUUUUGUUACUCCUCACCCUCAAAUUCCCGAGUGUUGUACUAUCAUUUAUUUUGUUGAUAUCUUCAUUUACAGAAAUGAUAGCAUCAGAGAUGAAUUAUGCUGUUCUUCGUCAUGUGUAAGCUAUCUUUACAGGUAGCUCAUCAGCAAUAACAGCCACUAGUCUGGCUAGGUCACCCUCAUUCACUAGAUUUCUGCCCAAGUCUAAAAAGCUAACCUUAAGGAAUGCAGAAUUUCCCAGAGUUUCUUCAUGAAAGAAAGAUUGUCACCAGCUAAGAUGAUAAAUUGGAAAACAGUCCUGUUAAGGUGGGAAAGGUCCAUGGCAAUGGAUCAUUAUUUUAAAUGAGAAGAAAAAAUCAUGUGAAAAGGAAUAGUGGUUCCUCUUGAUGUAUAGUAUGCCUGUAUUAUAGUUUUUACAAAAUUGUGAACUUGUGUAAUAGUAUAAUAGGAGAUAUUGUUGAAUUUCUAACUGUUUAUACAUUUAAAUUCAUAUAUGUAAUGUUUUAUUGAUUACAAUCUGAAUUUCUAAGAAGCAUGUUGACUUUUGCAAUAAAGAUACAAUAUGGAAUGGUUCACAAUUCGGGGAAAAAAAAGAUGAAAGUAUUACAAAUUUAAAAGAAUUUGGAAAAUUUAUGAACCAUUCCAAAAAUUACAACAAUCACCAAAA
Molecule: messenger RNA, 6456 nt
Organism: Octodon degus (degu)
Lineage: Eukaryota; Metazoa; Chordata; Mammalia; Rodentia; Octodontidae
Gene: Rbm27
Product: RNA binding motif protein 27
Exons: 21
Coding region: 187-3351 (1054 amino acids)
Biological process (GO): mRNA processing
Cellular component (GO): nucleus
Molecular function (GO): metal ion binding; RNA binding
Source: RefSeq, a predicted model, not a curated record